UAUUUUGCAAAAUUGAUUUGUAUCACUUGUUAUCAAAAUCCAAAUAAUCAAACAUCAAACAAGAAAAGUGAUAAUGAAAUAAUACCAUAAUACGCAAUCAGAGCGAGAUUACACAAGAAAUACCUGCCCGAAUAAGGUCAGAGAAAUCUAGAUGGAUUAAACCGCUUUUUUCCAUGACGAAUUCAGAUCACGAUUUAGCUAACCUUAGAAAUAUCAGCGAGAAUAUCGAUUGAAAGUGUUCCUUUAAAUUAUUUUUAGAUUUUACGAAGAAAAACGAUUGUUUCCUGGGUUCGUUAGUUUUUAUUAUUAUGUGCGUCUGCAGUCUUGAGUUAUUAAUAUUCCUCAAGAUAUAGUUUAUAUUUUCUCUCUUUAAAAGAGUGACAAAUAAACAACGUUUGGAUAAUAAUUUCAUAAUUCCUAAGAUAGCUGAAAAAGAAACUUAACAUAUGUUCUCCAAAGUACAGUGGCUGUAUUCUUCAGUGAUGAGAUUGUGAUUUAUAUAAAAAUGGGUGUUAAUAGUAGCAAAAAGUUGGCUGCAAAAUGCUCUUUCCUUUCUAAAGAUGAACAGCUUAUUGUUAGCAAUUCUUUUAAGCUGGCAAGUAAAAACUCAGAAAAAAUCAAAGAAGAUGAAAUUACAAAACUGUGGGGCUCUCAAAUGGAUCCCCGUUUACUUCAGUACAUCAAUAAUUAUCUAUUUGGACGAGGGGAGCAAAAAAUUGUUACAGUCGAUUUAGAAAGAUUUGCUGAAUUAUUUGUGUUCUGUACUAGAGGUACUGUGGAUGAAAAAGUGAAGGUUCUUCUGACUUCUUUAGGAAAAACUGAAGAGGAAUGCAACGAUAUUCCUUACAGCCUUGUAAAGGAGUAUGUAGAAGCUAUUGUAAGUUCUUACAUGAAAAUACAGAGACUGAGUAACUCAAAACAGUAUAAAAGUUGGGCUAAUAGAGGAUGCAAUACUCACACUCAGAAUUCUCAGCGUCUGGCAGAAAGUCUAACAAGAGAUUUAGCUGUUUUAGGUAAUAAUGCCAUAUCAAGAAGGUCUUUAGAAACUUGGUUGCAGGGUAGCACUGUACUUGGACAGCUCUUACUAUUUGUCUUUAUGCAUUUAUAUAAUAUUUCUCAUAAGGACAAAUCUGCGAUCGUAAAUGAAAAACAACCAAGUUCGGUAGAGUCAGAGCAGGCUACAAAUGAAAAUGAAGGUCCUAGAGAAAGAUCUUUGGUACCAUAUUGUCGAGGUUUAGAUUUGAUUCCUUCAUAUCCAAGUAUUUUGGAUUUGAAUCAGAUUGUAUUUGUCAAUGCUCAUUUGCCACAGCAGUACCAAGUUGAGUGGAGGUUCUUGUUUAGUUCUGAGAUACAUGGAGAGUCAUUUUCAACCUUGAUAGGUCGCAUAGUGAAUCAAGGUCCUUCAGUGAUGGUGUUGGAAGAUCGUAGCGGGUAUGUAUUUGGUGGCUUCGCUCCUGCGAAUUGGGCUUUGGGGCCCAACUUUUUCGGUGACGACAGUUGUUUCUUAUUCACUCUAUCACCGAGAAUGAGAAUAUUUCCAUCGACUGGCUACAACCAGCAUUUUCAGUAUUUGAAUUUACACCAACAGACCAUGCCCAAUGGAUUGGCAAUGGGAGGUCAGCAUAAUUUCUGUGGGCUGUGGCUAGAUGGGGAAUAUGGUAAAGGGCACUCUAGUGAGUCGUGUACUACUUUUGCUGGGUACCAACAGAUGUCACAUACGAAGGAAUUUCAGUUUAGACACUUGGAAGUGUGGGGUUUGGGUCAGCCACCACCCACGCCUCAAGAAAGAGGUGAAAGAGUGACUGGAAAGGGUGGAAGCAUUCUGGAUGGGAAUGCUGAAAGCAAAGCCAUGCUGAAAAUGGCGGGAAAAACAAUACACAGCGAGGGAUUGCGAGAACCUCCUAAUACGUAAUCAAAAAGCGUUUUUUUUAAUUUGCUUGCUACCUCUUAUUUCAUUCGAAACAUCAAACAACUUCAUUCAUGUGGUUCUGUAUAUCUUACAAAAAAUAAUAACUGGAGAGCACAAAGUAACUUAAAAACGCAACAUUUUAAAUCAAAAUGUAUAAAAAAUUCUUGGACCAAUAAAUUCGGAUUAAACUUUUAUAAAGCACUUCUUCCCAUUGUUUAAUGUCGUCUCGUGUGUAAGUUUAUAAAUAACUACAUAAAAAUGCCGUACUUCUGUGUACAUUGUUUGGAUUUAAUGUUCUAAUCACCGGCAACAUAAUUAAUAAAAGUGCCAAAAAAUAAUUGAUCACGCACUUUUUGAGCCCCGUAAAAUUAUAUAUAAAAUACAUUGAUUUUUUCAAACUGAUCAUGGGUCAUACUCAAUGAGACGCGUGUUAGAUUUAAAAUUUAAAGAAAACAAGACGGGGUAUAGAUUACGUUUAUUUAUUUAAUAGAUGUUUAAGAUAUAUGUAUUUCAGUGUUCUUUACUACAAUUGCAAAGCACCUGUGUGAUUUUUUAUUGUUAGUUGACGAAUUUAAAUAUAUAUCUGCUAUUAUA
Sitophilus oryzae (rice weevil) is the source of this 2503-nucleotide messenger RNA. Its product is annotated as MTOR-associated protein MEAK7. The record is from RefSeq and is a predicted model, not a curated record. The transcript has 9 exons. The coding region runs from base 506 to 1912 and encodes 468 amino acids. NCBI's taxonomy places the organism in Eukaryota, Metazoa, Arthropoda, Insecta, Coleoptera, Curculionidae.